AGAAGUAUUGAAAAAGAAAAACUCUAGUCCCGUGGCAGUUUCGUAAAUUGAUGCACGACAAAGGUCAAAUAUGUAAGAGUGAACUGCGCUAGAGUAUAUCAUUCCCGUUCUCUCCGAUCCAAACCUCCUCUCACUUUUUAUUACUCCGCGGCGAUCUCGGAUUGUUUCAUCGUCUCUUUAUCACCGUCGUUUCUCUCUUUAAUUGUACACACAUGACGAUGGAGGAUAAGCUCAGUUCAUUCGAUUCAAGCCACAUUGAUGAAGCCGAAGCUACCAACAAUCACGGCUGGCAGAAGGUCACCUACGCGAAAAAACAGCGGAAACAGCCGGCGAAAAAACCGGAUUCCGGAAAUAUCGUCUCCAACGGAUCGGCCUUUCACGGCGGCGACAGCGUGUUCACGUCGCUGGAGAAGCAAUCGGAGGAGCGGCGCCGGAGAAUUGAGGCGCAGAAGGCGGCGAUUGAUUAUGAUGAUGCGCCGGUUAGAUCGUCCAAGCACCGAUCGGAUGAUGAUGAUGACGAAAGUGAUGGUGAUGUAGGUAAAGGUGUGCAGAAUGGAGUUGCGGUGGCGGAGAAGAAACCGAAGGUGAAGAAACAGAAGAAACCGAAAGUCACGAUUGCGGAAGCUGCUGCGAAGAUUGAUGCUGAUGAUCUCGCUGCAUUCCUCGCUGAUAUAUCCGCAUCCUAUGAAUCUCAGCAGGAUAUUCAGCUGAUGCGGUUUGCGGAUUAUUUUGGUAGGGCAUUUUCGGCUGUGACUGCAUCUCAGUUUCCGUGGACUAAGUUGUUCAGGGAGUCCGCUAUUGGGAAAAUAGCAGACAUUCCAGUCUCCAACCUAUCAGAAACUGUUUACAAGACAUCAGUUGAUUGGAUCAAUCAGAGAUCCACUGAGGCUCUAGGUUCCUUUGUAUUGUGGUCUCUAGAUAGCAUAUUUGGAGACUUAGCCAGCCAACAACCUAGUGGUAAGGGUGCAAAGAAAGCCGUGCAACAAACAACUUCUAAAUCUCAGGUUGCAAUUUUCUUAGUGCUAGCAAUGGUAUUGAGAAGAAAACCUGAUGCCUUCAUUAGUAUAUUGCCGGUUUUGAACGAGAACACAAAGUACAAAGGACAAGAUAAGCUUCCUGUAAUAGUGUGGAUGGUAGUUCAGGCUUGUCAAGGAGAUCUUGCUAUAGGGUUGUACUUAUGGUCGCGUAUUGUCUUGCCUAUAGUUGGUGGGAAACAAGGCUCAAAUCCUCAGACGAGGGACUUGGUUUUACAGUUGGUGGAAAGAAUUUUGGCUGCUCCUAAAGCUCGUACUAUUUUAGUAAAUGGGGCUGUAAGAAAAGGGGAGCGCUUGAUGCCACCUUCAGCACUUGAUUUGCUGUUGCGUGUAAACUUUCCAACAUCAUCAGCUAGGGUCAAGGCAACUGAGAGGUUUGAGGCCAUAUACCCCAUCCUUAAAGAGGUAGCUCUUGCUGGAGUACCUGGAAGCAAGGGAAUGAAACUUGUUUCUCAGCAAAUUCUCACAAUUUGUGCAAAAGCAGCAGAGGAAGGCACUCCAGAACUAUCCAGAGAAGCAACUGAUAUUUUUGUUUGGUGUUUGACUCAACACCCUGAUUGUUACAAGCAAUGGGAUAACAUCUAUAUGGAUAAUCUAGAGGUGAGUGUUGCGGUUUUGAAAAAGCUUACGGAGGAGUGGAAGCAGCUAUCUGGAAAGCAAUCUUCUGUAGAGGGUCUGCGGGAAAUGCUCAAGAGCUUUAGGCAUAAGAAUGAGAAAGCACAAACGGAUGGAGUAGAAGAUUCUAGGCAAUCACUUGUCAAGACCGCAGACAAAUAUUGCAAGUGGCUGCUUGGAAGGGUCUCACGCGAGCAUGGGUGCUUGAAAGGUCUUGCGUUUAUUGCGAUUGCUCUUGGUGUCGGUGCUGUUUUCUUUUCCCCAAGCUUGGAUUCGGUUGAUUGGAAGGAGCUUACCGCAGUCUUCAAUCACCAAUCCAUUUAAAAGGAUGAGCUAAAGAGGCAUGCAUGCAGGCUAAAUGACGUAGACCAAAAACAUCAUUUUUCGAGGAUAUCAACAACACAGGCUAAAAAAAAUUAAACUUUACCUUAAUAAAUUAGUGGCAGAAUGCAGUACUUUGUGAGCAAGUGGAGGCGUUUGUGAAAUUGGAUGCAAGAUAGUUAGAACUGUUGGUUUUAGGCAAAUUUAUAAUCUUUACAUCUUUGAUGCAUUUUUUAAGUUAGUACUGAGGUGGAUGCAGAUGUGUUAUACAAUGUUUGUGGGCUUGUGGUUUUCUUACAUUUAUAGUAAUUACAACACAUUAGACAUAUUACCUGGUUUUUCAGUUGUCAUGCUUUACAUUAAGGGUUGAAUACAUGUUCAUUACUUAGUUGCA
Daucus carota subsp. sativus is the source of this 2364-nucleotide messenger RNA. RefSeq lists its product as uncharacterized. The record is from RefSeq and is a predicted model, not a curated record. The transcript is spliced from 10 exons. NCBI's taxonomy places the organism in Eukaryota, Viridiplantae, Streptophyta, Magnoliopsida, Apiales, Apiaceae. Gene Ontology annotation, cellular component: endoplasmic reticulum; Golgi apparatus. Bases 213 to 1973 code for a protein of 586 amino acids.